AUGGUACAAUUGGAAGUCUUGCCGCGCUCAGCUUUGCCGAGUAUUUUUGAAUCCAAGUCAGAAGAGAAGAACCCAUCGCCAUUGGUUUGGUUGCGUACCCAAGUAUUGCAACACAUUCCGUUGCUGCACCCGAACGACUCGCCCAAGGCAGAAGCCCCCAUCGAGCAGGGAGACAUGCUCACAGUGCCUAUGUAUACGGAGGCUCUCCAUCCUGAAGUGGGCUUUGCAGAGAUACCCAAUGACUUGGCCGUUGGUGGGAAUGGGACCAUUAUAGUGGGACAUGCCCCACCAACUAUGCCCUCUAGCGUGAAGCAGCUGGCCGGACUAUGA
Messenger RNA from Malassezia pachydermatis, 330 nucleotides. RefSeq lists its product as hypothetical. NCBI's taxonomy places the organism in Eukaryota, Fungi, Basidiomycota, Malasseziomycetes, Malasseziales, Malasseziaceae. The record is from RefSeq and is a predicted model, not a curated record. Bases 1 to 330 code for a protein of 109 amino acids. The transcript has a single exon.